AUGGGUUUUGUCAUUGCAAAGAGUGACACAUUUUUGUUUACUUUUAAGCAUGGUGAUGAUAUGGCUUAUCUAUUACUUUAUGUUGACGAUAUUAUUUUAUGCACAUCAUCUGAUGCUUUGCGUGACAAAUUGAUCUCCCAUUUGAAAACAGAAUUCCCAAUGUCUGAUUUGGGGCCCCUAAAUUACUCUUGGGGAAUUUAUGUCUCCCGAAAUCUUUCUUAUAUGAUUCUCUCUCAGAAAAAAUAUGCACAUGAAAUUUUGGAACGUGCAGGCAUGGGGACUUAUAAGCCUGUUGCCACUCCUGUUGUCACUAAAAUGCAAAGCUUAGUGCAGAUUCAGGUCCUCCUGUGGCGGACUCAACUUAGUACCACAGUCUGGGAAGUGCUCUACAGUACCUUACAUUUACUCGCCCUGACAUUGCAUAUGCGGUGCACCAGUUAUACUGAUGCAGAUUGGGGUGGGUGUCCUGAUACUCGCCGUUCGACUUCAGGAUAUUGUUGUUUCUUAGGAGACAAUCUUAUUUCUUAG
Spinacia oleracea (spinach) is the source of this 528-nucleotide messenger RNA. RefSeq lists its product as uncharacterized. NCBI's taxonomy places the organism in Eukaryota, Viridiplantae, Streptophyta, Magnoliopsida, Caryophyllales, Amaranthaceae. The coding region runs from base 1 to 528 and encodes 175 amino acids. The transcript is spliced from 2 exons. The record is from RefSeq and is a predicted model, not a curated record.